ACAUAUAUAUAUAUAUAUAUGUAUAUAGAUAUAAGUAUAUAUAUGCAUAAGUAUUCUGUUAAACAGUAUAUUAUGAUGCUGUCCUGUCUUGUUAGUUAGUAUACAGAUUUUGAGUCCAGCUGCUUAUGUCAGUUUGUGUGUAUUUCUUAAAAACUUUGGGCGCAUUGCCGUUCUUGAGUAUUCGCCCCGAAGACUGCCCCAAUAAGUCUGCAAUUGUAGGGAGAUUAUUAAGCUUUGUUCGUAGGUAAUUUUAUGGACACUCAGUUAGUAGCAACAUAAAAAUAUCUUGUUGGAAAAAUUGGUUGUACUCCUGAACUUCAGGUUCUGAAUUGAAGGAAAGUACCUUUGCAGAACUCUGCACACAUGUGUGGAUAUCCGAGAGAUGCAAUUAUCACCGGUUCCGACACUAAUGUUUAGAAUCUGUUCUAAAGUAACAGAAGGAAAAGCUGUAACCUAGUUUAUGGGUAGUUUGUAAACUUUCUUAUUUGGAAAAGUAGUAUUGGCUCAUGCUGACUCAAUCUCGUUUGAAGUUCGUCAGCUUGCAUCAUUUUUGGUUGGUUUCGUUAUAUAUGACUAUCAGUCAGCCAGUCAUUCUACUUCGACUGUGAGACAUAACUAACGAAAGCAUAAUCUAUGAAUAUAUCAACAGUCCUAGACCAUGUGUGCCUUCGUUCAGUGCAUUGUGUUAUGUAGGUUAGUAACCAGUCGAACAAAAAUAGGCAAAUCCUGGCUAAAGAAUGGUAAUAAUGGGAAAUUAUUGCCCGAAGGUUAAAAUGGGAAAACGGUGGCCAAAUAAUGGGAAAUGCUGAUUAUAUUUUGGUUGAGAUAGAUAAAAUUGUCAUAUAAGCAAAAUUCGCCUACUUCAUCUUACUACUGGCCAUGCCCGUUUUUCACUAUUUCUCCAAAUUGGGUGUGAUCAGUAGCUUCGGAGUUAGGUGUUGAAUGUUAGGUAAGGAGGCAAAAUCAGUCGAUGAGGUCUUAAAGCAGUAUCCAUGAAAACGACUAGCCUAGUUGCCUGAAAUGUAAUUAAGCAAGAGUUAUAAAUAGUUAGAUUUGAAACAUGGCGACAUUUCAUGAAGUUCAUACACUUCGGUUUGAGCUGCACAUGCCGAUGUGGAUUACCCAGUUAAGAUCUUCGAAAUGCUGAAAAUCUGCUUGUAGAUAAUGGCAUAGACUGUUGUCAUCCAGAUUUUGGAAGGCUACGCUGAUUAUUGUUUCACCAUGCGUCUAUUGCAGUUCCAAUUUACCUCUAAUCCCCAUUUUUGCAUACGGCUCAUCUCAAUGUAAUAACAUGGGCUGAUGUAGUUUUGUGCGAUGCUCUACUCUUUUUUGUCAGUUAGGUCGGUCAUUGUAAUAUUCCCUUUACCACUCUAGUAAUUUUAAUAGCUUGCAUACUUUAAGACAACUGUCUCCAUAUGGCCCUUAUUUUGUUAUGCCUUAUAACUUGCUCAGGUGCUGUCAAAAAUGCUGGAAGAAAAUGUGUGCUCAAACUGCCUGAAGCAAAGUGAUGUUCACCUCGUUUGUCUUGAGUGUAGUCGUGUACAGCUUUGUAUUCCUUGCUAUUGUUAUGGAGCUGAGUCUGGGAUGCACAAGAAGAAUCAUGGUUAUCGCAUUGCGAGGUCUACAUUAUUACCUAAUUCCGUACUUGAAGGUUGGAGUUCUGAAGAAGAAUUGAACCUUUUGGAAGCCUUAGAACAGUAUGGAAUCGGAAACUGGUUAGUGUCCUCAUUACUGAAUAGCCCAUUGUUUUAGGGAGGAUAUAGCCAUAAAAGUAGAAACCAAAAGUGCUGAUGAGUGCAUGCGUCAUUAUUGCAAUCGUUAUUUGAAUGAAGUUUUUGGCUUAGAAUUAUUAAAUGAUAACAAAUAUUCUUCUCGAAUCACAGACCAUACAAACUACAAUAUAGUGUCGUCUCCAGUACAAUCAUAUUCUACAUAUAUCGAUAUUGAGGAUCAACAGCUGUUAGGUUAUAUGCCAAAUCGUGGUGAUUUUGAACGAGACUAUGACAAUGAUGCUGAAAGUAUUCUCUGUCGUUUGCAUCCAAGUUUCUCCCACGAUGAUCUCGAAGAUGCUUUGAAAGUUGCACAAGUCAAUAUAUACAUGCAGAGAUUACGGGAACGUCAGAGACGUAAAGAGAUUGCUUGUGAACAUUCCUUAAUACCGCAUAUCUUGGCGUUUAUUCUAAAUAAACGUGUCAAAAAACGUGCACCUGUAGGUGAUGUUAUUAUAGAAAAUACGCCUAUAAAAAAGAGACCUCGUGGACGUCCGCCAUCAGCAAAUAAACUAUUAAUACAGAGUAAGCUGAUCAAUAAAACUACACCUGUUACAAGAAUAUCUAACCUUCACGAGUCUGUAAAUAAGGAUCCCGGUAAGAAACCACCUCCAAAUAGUUGGCUAGCUGCUCCUUUCAUUCUUCAGUCUUCAGGACCAACAAAGGGUGCACCGAUUAUAGUAAAUACUCCAUCUGAUGUUACAAGUGAUCAUCACAUGACAAAUGAGUGUAAAGGUGAAUAUGCGUCGACUAAUUGCAAGAUACGAACAGGAAACUCUAUUGGAGAUUUUAAUGGAUUUUAUUUAAAUGAAAAGUUGAAACCAUUUCUAAGAUAUUUUACUGGCAUGCAAGGCAAACAUUUUAUAGAGAAUCUUUAUAAAGAAGAGUUACUUAAGCAUGAAAUAAAGUAUCUACUGGAAUUACGAGCCAAAGGAAGGACGCAAUUUAUGAGUAUGAAAAUUAAAUUUCCAUUAUUCAAAAGUUCAGUAUAUCAUCAUCUUCGAAACAGAAGUAUCACUGAUCAACCUGCAGAACAAACAUCAAUAACCAGUCCAGGACAUGGGAAUGGUCGGGACCAGCAGCUACAACAACAGCAUUCACGUCGUUUCUAUCAAGUGAAAAAGAAACGACGUCGACAUACAAAUACACCAUGGUAUAUGAAAGUACAGCGUAGAGUUAAACAGUAUAAAUAAUAAUUGUUGUUACUCUGUCUCUCUUUCCAUCUCCUCUUCAUCUGUAUCUUGCUUAUUUCCUUAUUAAUUGUUUAUAUUCAUCAUAUUAUAUUUCUAUAUUAUUCAGAGAAGAUUCAAUAUAUAUUUGUUUUUUUUAUACCAACUAACACCAAGAUUCAAGUGUACUUUUGCAUUUAUUACCCUAUAUAAUAAUUAUUAUUAUUUUAUAGUCAUUAUUCAUUAUUUGAAGAAGAAAAACAAUAGUUUAUUCCCUAAUGUACCAUUUCUAUCUCUAUUCUCAUUUAUUAUUGUCAUAAUUAUAAAAAUAUUGCUUAAUAUAUUUGCG
Molecule: messenger RNA, 3287 nt
Organism: Trichobilharzia szidati
Lineage: Eukaryota; Metazoa; Platyhelminthes; Trematoda; Strigeidida; Schistosomatidae
Source: the annotation of a GenBank genome assembly